This is a messenger RNA of Neolamprologus brichardi, 1293 nucleotides long. Lineage: Eukaryota; Metazoa; Chordata; Actinopteri; Cichliformes; Cichlidae. The record is from RefSeq and is a predicted model, not a curated record.
AUGUUUGUCCUUCUAGAAGGUUCUCCUCUCUCCACACUGCAACACUGGAGCUCUGUGAAAGUGAUUAUCGGGUUCUUCGUCACCUCCCUAACUAAGGUCCUGACCACUCAGAUUGGUGGGGCGGGCAACUCUAAGAAGAGCCCUGCCAGAGUUACACAGGGUCUUAGUGAAAAGGUAUCCAGCUGCUGUGAACUGAAGGCUUACAACCCAGUGAAUGAAAUAUGUUGCCAGUCAGCCAUCAUAGCAAAACCUUCACCAAUGGCUGAGUGUUGUGGUAAAGGGGCGUAUGAUGUGGAAAAGGAGCUGUGUUGUGGUCCAAUUAGUGAUAAGAAGAUCCUGACAAGGAACUCCCCAGAUCACGUGUGCUGUCAUCAAGGCCAGUUCAACAGCAAGACUGAGUGUUGCUGCUGGCAGGAUGAUGGUGCUGAGAUACAACCGAGGAAUUCAUCUUGCUGUAUGCAACAAGAGGUCUGCUGUGAUGGAUGUAUGUCUGCGUGGAAGCCUUGGAUGGAUCCGUGCUGUGGAGAGACGCCGUACGGCUCGGGACAACGUGGAGUUCUCUGUUGUAAUAACACCUUGUACGAGGACAGAGACGAUGGAGAGGAAUGUUCAGAGAUGGGUAUUCCUUACAACCCGGCCAAAGGGACUAUAUGUUGUUCUCAGUUUCACGGCAGCCCGGGACAACACUGCUGUGGGACAGAAAUUUACCGGCCUGAUGUUGAGGUUUGCUGCAAUGGACACAGACAUCCCAAAUCAGAAAACAUUCACUGCUGUGGGGUCAAACCCUACAACAUUAAAGACCCAAAGGUGAAGUGUUGUGCAGUAACACUGUACAAUCUGACUUCAUUACAUAAGCAUGGAGGGGAUGUGCAAUGCUGCGGAUCCACUCUGCAAGACCCACAGGACAUUUGCUGCUCAAGUGAGGAGGAAGAGGUGAUCUUCUCUGCUAAGACAGGGUUUAGAUGCUGUGGUCACCUCUAUUACAAGACCACCUUGUGGUCAUGCUGUGCUGGGAGGCUGAGAUCAAUCCAUGAACCAGGACAGGGUCAAAGAAAGAUGAUUAAUGUUGAGUCUCAGCAGAGCGUUGUGUUUGGGAAUGUGCUGACGGUUCAUGGUAUGGAGACCGAAGCUCUGCCUUUUCCUUACAUCCUGGAAACAGAUGAUCGCUGCAGCUUCCCUAAACUGAUUCUUGGGAAGACCUACUUCUUUAACAAAGUUAAUGUUUUCACUGAUUUCAAUCAUGACUCUGUUCUUCAGUCACUCCAUUUCGUUCUUUCCAAAUGUUCACCUUAG